Aspergillus homomorphus CBS 101889 is the source of this 739-nucleotide messenger RNA. Its product is annotated as 60S ribosomal protein L28. Gene Ontology annotation, biological process: translation. Lineage: Eukaryota; Fungi; Ascomycota; Eurotiomycetes; Eurotiales; Aspergillaceae. Gene Ontology annotation, cellular component: ribosome; cytosolic large ribosomal subunit. Bases 93 to 563 code for a protein of 156 amino acids. The record is from RefSeq and is a predicted model, not a curated record. Gene Ontology annotation, molecular function: structural constituent of ribosome. The transcript is spliced from 5 exons.
AUUAGUAUUGGAGGCAAGAGUCGCAUAUACCGAACGGACUCGCGACGAAUUUGAUUUCCCCGUAACCUCAAGCUUCACACGUUAUCUUCGCAAUGGCCGCCGAAAGAACCAACGUCUCCAGCGAUCUCGUCUGGCAGAUUACCCGCAACCAGAAUGCUUUCUUGGUCAAGCGUAACAGCGGUGGUGGUUCUCAAUUCUCCCGUGACCCCUUGAACGUGCAGAACAAGCAAUCUUUCAAGUACGCCGGCUAUGCCAACAACAAGGCCAUUGGUGUCCAGGCCACUGAGAACGGCGGUGUUGUCGUCCUCACCAAGAAAUCCAACCCCCAGCAGCCCGCGAAGAACAUCGUCACCGUGAGCUACGGUCCUAGCGCUUCCACUCGCAAGAUCUUCAAGGGUGUUGCCGACAAAACCGCUAAGAACGGCUACCGUGCCGAUCUGCGUGAAGCCGCCGUCGCCCGUGUGAGUGCCAUCCGCCGCUCCCAGAAGCCCAAGAAGGAGUCUCCUCCUCAGAAGCUCCGUGGUGUGCAGGCCAAGAAGGCCGCGGAAAAGGACCAGGAGUAAGUAACAACAGUAGCAAGAGAGAUUCUAGGGUUGGAGUUCGCCGAAGACGACGCAUCAACCAUAGCAGGGCUGUGUCAGCCCAAAGGCGGAAGUACUCUUAGUCAUGCUGCGUGAUAUUGCUACCAUGAGGACCACCACCGGCCAUGUGAGAUAAAAUAAUCCUCUAAAUGAAAAAG